AUGCCUGCCCGGAAACUACUAGAAAUUGAGCCGCCUGGAGCUGUGCGAUAUAUCCUCGGACUCAUUGUUAUGCUGGUUGGAGUUAUCCUCCCGCUUGCGUACGCAUUCCUGAGGCGCAAGAACCCCUUGGCGGCCAACUUCCGACCGCUCCGCACAUCAGCCUGA
This is a messenger RNA of Volvox carteri f. nagariensis, 165 nucleotides long. RefSeq lists its product as uncharacterized. The transcript is spliced from 4 exons. The record is from RefSeq and is a predicted model, not a curated record. Lineage: Eukaryota; Viridiplantae; Chlorophyta; Chlorophyceae; Chlamydomonadales; Volvocaceae. Gene Ontology annotation, cellular component: Golgi apparatus. The coding region runs from base 1 to 165 and encodes 54 amino acids.